AGCUACAGAAAUUUCGUCUGUGAUUCUUUUCCGGCUGGCUUCAGGGUAGUUUAUCUCGAUCCACUAGCAUAUCACCGGCGACGGUCAAUCGAGCUAGUUCGCGACUUGGCGGUCCGUAUGAUUCUGAUGAAAAUUUCUAUAUCGAGCUUUCAGGAAUUUCCACAAUGAGUGCAGGUGGUUCAUUUGGAGGGAAUAGAGGAUUGAGACCGGUACCCCCAGAGAAAGGAGUCUUCCCUUUGGAUCAUAUGCACCUCUGCGACCAAGAGAAGAAAGAAUACCUCAAUUGUCUUAAAACCUCUGGUCACCAAUCUGAAAAAUGCAGGCACUUAUCGAAAAAAUACCUUGAAUGUCGUAUGGAAAAAAAUUUAAUGGCAAAACAAGACAUGACGGAACUGGGAUUUGGGACUUCGAGCCAGGCCAGUCUCUCUAGUGAUAAAUUGGAAUAAGUCUAAAAAUUGUUCGGCCACAGAACCGUUUACUCACUUGUUCAAGUUAUAUCAUCAACCAACCCUUCUAUAACACGCUUUGAAGGAAGGAAAUGUGAUUUUUCUUAAUGUAUUGUCCUUCAUAACAGUGCCUCUUUAACUCCUUGCGUACAUCUCAUAUGUUCUUAUCAAUUUUUCAAUAUUGAGAGUAACUUUUCAACA
Molecule: messenger RNA, 647 nt
Organism: Cucurbita maxima (winter squash)
Lineage: Eukaryota; Viridiplantae; Streptophyta; Magnoliopsida; Cucurbitales; Cucurbitaceae
Product: cytochrome c oxidase assembly protein COX19-like
Exons: 4
Coding region: 165-446 (93 amino acids)
Source: RefSeq, a predicted model, not a curated record